AUUCUCUCUCUCCAAAAGCAACAGUUUCCUUUCUCUCUCUAAUUUCCCCAAAUUCUCUUCCCGACGUCAAACAUCUGAUUAUUCCAUUCAUUCUUUCCACUUCUUUUGCUACGGAAUCUGUUUUCUAGGGUUCCGAAAUGGACUGGACCAAUGUAACGGCUGAAGAUCUGGUCGAAGCCCUUCGAGAAGUGGACUGGUCCUCGCCUCCUCGCCCUUUCUCAGAGUUCUUCUCCAGGUUCACCGUUCCUCGAUCGUACUCCAAAUGGAACAGUCGCCUCAAGUGCAAUCUCUACUACUACAGGACGAAUUACUUCAUCAUGAUAGUAUUCAUCCUGGGACUAGGAUUUUUGAGGAGGCCCAUUUCUAUUGUUGCUGCUGCACUAACGGCACUUAGCAUUGCUAUUUUGAAUGAUAGCUUUGCAGGUACUUUCAAUGAAAAGGUGACUAGAACUGUGAGGCAGUUCUCUCCACAUUUAGCUGCAAAGAUGAGGCCUCCUCUUACACCUGUAAUACGAGGACGAUCUUCAGCUAAGAGAGCAAUAUACAUUUGUGGACGGCCUCGUUGGGUUUUCGUACUUCUGUUUUCUUCUUUGAGUUUUACCCUCUGGUUUGUUUCUUGUGGACUAUUGACUGUUCUGUGGGCUCUAGCUUUUGGUCUUCUUGCUACCAUUCUUCAUGCAAGCUUUAGGACACCAAAUCUUAAGGCACGGCUUAACACAUUCCGUGAGGAGUUUCGAGCAGUUUGGCGCAACUAUAGCGAGCUGUAGUUUUCCAUAUACAUUUUCACAAGUAAUGAUUUUUCCCCCUACAAAUAGGCCUAAUCAGACACAUCAAUGAACAAACU
This is a messenger RNA of Impatiens glandulifera, 844 nucleotides long. RefSeq names its product PRA1 family protein A1-like. NCBI's taxonomy places the organism in Eukaryota, Viridiplantae, Streptophyta, Magnoliopsida, Ericales, Balsaminaceae. The record is from RefSeq and is a predicted model, not a curated record. The coding region runs from base 138 to 767 and encodes 209 amino acids. The transcript has 7 exons. Gene Ontology annotation, cellular component: membrane.